Messenger RNA from Adineta steineri, 1392 nucleotides. The record is from the annotation of a GenBank genome assembly. Lineage: Eukaryota; Metazoa; Rotifera; Eurotatoria; Adinetida; Adinetidae.
AUGUUGAUUUUAAUAAAUUAUAUACAUGCACAACUUAUUGGUGGUAGUUUAGAGGAUUAUAUGGAUGAUGAUUUUUCUGUUUUCAAUGAGUCAUUGCCAAUAAGUUCAUCAACAAAAAUUCAACAUUUAACUAAUAAACCGUUGUCUUCUUCAUCUCUAAUAAUAGUAGCUCUAUCCACUAAAUAUACGUCAUCGAAUCCAUUAGACAAUCAUACGGAUACAGUCUUGUUUAAAAAUCAAUCAGCUUCAUCAUCAUCAUCAAUAUCUACUACAACUCAAAAAAUACCAAUAACUGUACCAUCUGUAGCACCAUAUAUGCUUGUUCAUACUCUUGUUGAUCAAUUUAAUCAUUAUCGUAAUAUCGAUAUACUUCUUCAUAUAAAACAAUGUGAUCCAAAAAUGAAAUUCAAUGAUAUGUGUGAAUCAUAUUCAUUUGAUAAUCAUACUUAUUCAUUAAUACGUGAAGCAAAUAUUGAAUUUCAAUCAUUUCAACAUCUUUAUGAUGCACUUAUCGAUCGAGUAGUUGUACAAAAAUUAAAUACUCAUUGUUCGACUGGUCAAUGGUGCAUAGAAAAUAUGACACAACAUGAUAUUCAUUUUACUACGGAUGUUUUACGUCAACAUGGACGUUCGUUUUGCUUACUUGAAAAAUGUCAUCAGCGUCUUUCAGCAUAUGCAAAUGCUUGUCCAGCAAAAUUAACUAAAAAUAUAACUACACCAACAAUAAAACUAUUGCCAAUGUUAUGUACUCUUUAUAAAGAACCACAAAGUUGGAAUUCAAAUGAAUGUAUGAAACAAACUGUAUAUCUUCUUCAUAUGCUUUAUGCAUUUUGGCCACAAAUAGAAACAUGUCAUCAUAUAAUUACUGCUGGUUCCGGUGGUUGCACAGCUGAAUGUUUAAUAUUUGAUAGUAUCCUUCAUAAUGUUGAAAAUUCUUGUAGUAAAAAUGCUUCAUUUUUAAGCCGAGUUCCUACAUUGGCUUGGUAUCGAUUAAUUAAUUUAAAACAAGUAUGUCGUCAUGAAUCAAUUAUAACAAGACCUCCAUUAAUGGAUUCAGUAAAAAGUUUUAUUUCGACAAAUAUGCUUUGGUAUCGAUUACAUCAAAGACCUGUUUAUGCAGCUUUAUUUAUAAUUGUUGUUAUCUGUAUUGUAAUCAGUUUUUCUUUAUGUUUAUACGUUAUGUCAAAAAAUAGUUCUGAUGGAACUACUCGAUAUUUUGAUGAUGAUUAUGAAUAUACACGAUUACAUGAUUCAACAUUUGAACUUGGUGCAAAUACUGAAAUUCCAAAUACAAAUUUAUCAUCUGGUAGAACUAUACGUGAAUCACCAUUUGAUUUAAAUGGUGCUCGUCGUUCAGCUGAACAUCAACGACUAUUACAUAUGGAAUCAUAG